Ruditapes philippinarum (Manila clam) is the source of this 1725-nucleotide messenger RNA. RefSeq lists its product as uncharacterized. The record is from RefSeq and is a predicted model, not a curated record. Bases 1 to 1725 code for a protein of 574 amino acids. The transcript has a single exon. Gene Ontology annotation, molecular function: zinc ion binding. Lineage: Eukaryota; Metazoa; Mollusca; Bivalvia; Venerida; Veneridae.
AUGGAGGUUUCGGGAAAGAAGGAAAAUAAACAUCAAGUUCAAAUUUCAUCUUCGGGGUCAUCUCAAAGUUGUAAAGUAUGUCAACCUUGUAAAGCUGACGGUGAUAGUUUAGAAGCCGAUGGUUUCUGUCAGAACUACUGCCAGGAGUAUCUUUGUAAAACGUGUAUCAAAUAUCAUCGCAAAGUAACUGUCAGUAAACAUCAUGCUAUUUUGGAUAAGGGUAAUAUGCCGAAGAAUGUUGAACCACAAACUAUCAAACAACUGUGUACUUUGACCUGCGAUAAACACAAAUUGGAGAUAAUCAAGUACUUCUGCAGUGAUCAUGAUACAGUUGGAUGCGGGAAUUGUAUGGUAAUUGACCACAAGGCAUGCAAGGUUGAGUUUAUCCCAGAUAUAGCUGACGAAUUCAUCAACGGCGAGGAAUAUAAAUCCAUUCAGGCUAGAAUCGAGAAACUCCAAACAAAGGUUGAUUCCAAGAAAAUGGCAACAGAGACAGGCCAGAAAGCAUGUGCUGAAGAAUUCGUUUCAGCAAUUCAAGAAAUCAAAAGAUUCCGAAAGGAGAUUGAAGAUUAUCUAAACAAUAUGGAACAAUUAAUACUAAAGGAAUGUGAACGUCUCAGGAAAGGAAAUGAAAAUGCUGUAACUAAAAAUGAGUGUUUUCUGAAAACUUUCAAGUCUGAUCUAGAUGGCAUUGCUGAAUGUUUAAAGUCACAGUCAAAGAAAACCACUGUCCUGUUUGUUGAAGCAAAGCAAACAGAAACUCGCCUGAGUGAUUUAGAGCAAGACAUGAAACAAAAUGUAAAAACAGCAUUUACUGAGUAUAAGUUUGUACGAAACACUGACUUGAACGCGAUGGUUUCUGGAAGCUGCCCUUUGGGAAAACUUUCUUCAAAGUCAUCUUGUUACAACCAUUCAAAGGAAUGCAGCAUUGCUGAAUUUGAACCUGUAUAUGAUGGUGAAAUCAAUGUUCAUUCAAAUACUGACAAGCAGAAUGUCAUUAUUUCAAACAUGCUUCUUUUAUCAUCAGACGCACUUUUAUGCAUAGAUAGAGGUAACAACUCUAUUAAAAUGGUAGACCUUAAACAAAAAUGUAUUUCAUCACAGAUUCUCUUGAAAUCAUGGCCGUGGGAUAUAACGUUCGCUGCCACCGACCAGAUUGCAGUUACAUUACCUGGUAUUGGGAAGAUUUGUUUCCUCUCAGUUAAAGACAAGAAACUGACACCAAUCAGAGAGAUACAAGUCAGCGGAGAAUGUAGAGGGAUAGCUCACUACCAGAAUACAUUAGUGGUAUCUUUUGUCAGUCCACCCAAGCUUCAAAUUUUAACCCUGGACGGAGAGGUUGUACGCAAUAUUACAGCUGGUACUUUAGGUUGGCCUGGUUGUGUAGAAGUUAACGUGUGUGGGAGUAGUUUCUUUGUAUCUGAUUUACACAAGUCUUCGUUGAUGAAAUUUUCGUUUGAUGGAAAAUUACUUGCCACUUAUCAGGACGAAAGUUUUAAGUAUCCAAGGUCAUUAACCGUUUGUGAGGAUGGUUCAGUUCUUGUAUGCAGCAGUAGAAAUAAUACCUUACAUCUAGUUUCGCAGGAUUGCAGAAAACUUAAAAUCUUGUCGAUUGAGAAAGAUAGGCUCAAUUGGUUGCAGUCUGUCUGUUUUAAUGAUGUAACUUCCACUUUGUAUGUUAGUAACCAUUCUGGAAACUCCAUCCUGGUAUACAAGCAGGCGUGA